Molecule: messenger RNA, 2070 nt
Organism: Penaeus indicus
Lineage: Eukaryota; Metazoa; Arthropoda; Malacostraca; Decapoda; Penaeidae
Exons: 4
Coding region: 1-2070 (689 amino acids)
Molecular function (GO): RNA-DNA hybrid ribonuclease activity; nucleic acid binding
Source: RefSeq, a predicted model, not a curated record
AUGAGAGUACGGUACAUCGCCAUUUCCAACUCCACAAUCUUGGCCACAGAUAAAUGUUGGACGAAAAGCCUCAUUGUACCUGUUCCUAAGCCUGGCACUGACAAGUUUAGACCAAUAUCCCUUACAUCAUGCUUCUGUAAAGUGCUGGAGCGUAUCCUCCUGAAUCGCCUUAUGUAUCGCCUUCAAGACAAACUAUCAUCCAGAUCAUCCUAUGUCCUCUUUAAAGGUGCCUGCAGCACACCUAAGUGCUUUGGCCUUGGGACUCCACAGGGAGGUGUCCUCAGCCCAUUUCUUUUCAAUAUCCUUAUGCACCGCCUCAUAUCCCAGCUCCCUGAUAUCCCAGGAACAACAAUUACAUGCUAUGCUGACGACAUCUGCAUUCACUCCAACUCUCCAGAAGAUCUACAGUGCUUACUUCAUUCAUUUUACGAAUCUACCUCUUCAUGUGGCCUCAUCAUCUCUCCUGAAAAAAGUAGGAUCUUCUCUCUACAAAACCCACGAACACUACCUGAAUUUCUAGUAGGCCCCAGUAUUAUACCAUUCUGUACACAGUAUCUCUACUUGGGUGCUCCAGUUCGAGUCCUUCCCACCACGCCAGCACGUCAACGUGUCCAUCCCAUUGUUCAGGAAUUACUGACACGGCUGCAACGUCGCCUUGAACCCCUUCGGUGGCUAACCAACAGUGCUGCUGGGGUCUCCAUUCCUGUGGCCAGAAAUAUCUAUACAGCUUUUAUCCGUUCAGUAGUUGAUUACCUAUCUCCAACUCUUAGUCAACUCUCCAAGACAGCACUAGAACCACUAGAAAAAUUUCAGAAUAAGGUAAUGCGCUGCAUUCUAGGAUGCCCAAUGUCCACUAGGAUUGCUAACAUGCAGCAGGAACUUCAUCUCCUUCCUCUUGUGGAACGAAUAUAUGCCAAUGUAACAUUCUUUACUGUUAAAUGUCUCCACUCAUCCAGUCUCGCUCCACAUUAUGCUGACCUUAUUAAUGUGUCACUUGACCCCAAUGCUCGUCCCCCACAACUCCGACCAGGUGGCUGUGCUCUCAUAAGGAAUGUUUGCCGAGACCUUAGAAGAUUGGAUAUUAAUGUCCCCCAAGAGGAAGUUGACCAUGGUCCUCCCCCGUGGCAGAUUCCUCCUGUAGCAGUUUCCUACACACCCACCUGUAGGAGGGACCUACCCUGCCAACAGAAGCAACUAGCCCUAGAGGCCAUUAACAAAGUAAGGUCUUCCAUCCCUGCCUCUCACACCCUCUACGUUGACGGUUCUUUACAAGUGGAUGGAGCUGCAGGCUGUGCUGUCUUCUCUCCUACUAUGGAACCACCAUAUGGGGGAUGGACUGGACGUCGUCUGCAGGACUGGUCAAGUUCUACCUCCUGUGAACUGCAUGGGCUUCUAGAUGCUGUUAGCCUACUUCUACGGACUAGAAGCAAUGGACUAGCUAUUUGUGACUCACAGUCUGCCCUUCGUGCCCUCUCCUCCCCAAAGCCUGAAGCCCGUAGCCUAGUCAAUCGCAUAGUGCGCCACCUAGUCACAGCCAUUGGACAUGCACUUGUCAUACAUUUCCUAUGGAUUCCCUCGCAUGUUGGGGUAACAGCGAAUGAUGAUGUAGAUCGUCUUGCCAAAGCUGCCUGUAGGCUAGCCCUACCUGCGGCUGACGUCUCGCCAGCAACCCUCUCUCACUACAAGCGGAGGAUACGUGCUUCUGCUCGCUUGUCAAUCACCCGACGCAGGAGCGCCGAGCGGCCAGCGAGCGUAAGCAUCCAGCACUACGACUACUUUGCCUCUCACCCCUACAAAUACCGACGCCGCGGUCUGUUGGUAAGAAGACACAAUGUGGUCGCUGCCCGGCUCCGCUUAGGCUACAGACCAGUGUGGCAGGUGGGUGAGACAGAGGACGUGCCCCAGUACACAUCGUGUAAGUUGUGUGAUGCACACAAUGCGAACCACCUACAGCAUUACUGCCUUGAGUGUCCAGAGCAGUACAUCAAAUACAUGUUCAGUCGACGUGGUAUUAACUUCGGUGGAAUGAGUAUCUUCAAAAAUGUUUCUAUACCUCUACGAUAUAAUUAA